Molecule: messenger RNA, 4104 nt
Organism: Naegleria lovaniensis
Lineage: Eukaryota; Heterolobosea; Eutetramitea; Acrasida; Naegleriidae
Exons: 1
Coding region: 1-4104 (1367 amino acids)
Cellular component (GO): membrane
Molecular function (GO): ATP binding; P-type transmembrane transporter activity; ATP hydrolysis activity
Source: RefSeq, a predicted model, not a curated record
AUGACAUCAUCACCACAACAACCUUUUGAAAUACAACCUCAUCAUCAUCAAGAGGAAUAUGUGACGAUUGAAUUAUCCGAUAAAGAAUUAUUUACAACUCGACAACAUCAAACAUACGAAAAAAAAUUCAAUCCUAAUUUUCAAAGCCAUGACCACCAUCACAAACAAAAAGAGUUAUUGAAUCAUCAUGAUGAGGUUGAUGAUGCAUCAUUGAAAUGGAAAGAAUCUUUCUGUACAAGCUCGAGAUCGGAAUGGAGUAACCAACAAAUAUUAAAAAGAUUUACUUCCCGAAAGGUCAUGGUUCGGAAUGAUGUUUCUCAAGCAACUGAGGAAAUGAAUAUAAGUAACAAUUUUGGUAGUUUUGUUGGAUUUUUAGAAUUCGGGAAGAAGCAACUUUCUGAAAUUCGUGGAAAGUUUUCAACAUCACAACAUAUUGUCACCAACAGCUCCAUUCCUCAAAUUCUGUCCGAUGAAGAAAUUAUGUUUGGCUUUUCCUCUACUUUUGCACUCAAACACAAUCUCUAUUAUGAAUUAUUAUUUUGGAUUUUUGUAAUUUUGACACUUGGAUUGGUGUUUAUUCCAUGUAAAUGGUUUCCAUGGUUGAAAACAUGGUUGACACAUUCAUAUUGCAAACGUUUUAAAGAAGCAGAUGCCAUUCUGCUGUGUAGCAGAACAAAUGUCAAUGCAAUGGAUGGCUCUCAUGGAAGAUGGAACAGUUGUAAAAUUGAAAAAUCUCGCAUUCACACAAAUGAUGGUAGAAAACAAAUAGAGAUUAUGUAUUUUAAAUUUCGAUUUGGAACAUUUAUUUAUGAUGAAGAAGGUGAUUGCUUUGUUCCUUGUACUUUUUCAUUGCAAGAGACCCUUAGCAAUGAACAGAGUGAAGAUCUUCUCAAUGGAGAAACCAUUCAUAGUCUUGCCAUUCACUACUUGAAUCAUCAAGAUAGAAAUAUUAGAAGCAAAAUAUUUGACAGAAAUGUCAUUGAGACACCUGUCAAGCCAAUUCUUUCACUAGCAAUGGAUGAACUCUUUCACCCCUUUUAUAUUUUCCAAAUUUUCAGUGUCGGUAUUUGGUGUUGGAUUGAAUAUUACAUUUAUGCUAUUGCCAUUGCAGUGAUUAGUACGUUAUCAGGGCUUAUAAGUUUGUACACCACUCGAAAGACCAUGGUCAAAUUACGAGAAAUGACGUGCUUGAGUUUUUCUGUCCAUUUGAUGGAUCAACCUCACGGUCAGGCGAGGUGCUCUAGAAUUGAUUCCUCACUUUUACUUCCGGGUGAUGUGAUUGAGAUUGAAAAUGGAAUGACCAUUCCCUGUGAUCUUGUGUUGUUAUCAGGACAGGUCAUUGUGAAUGAGUCCAUGAUGACUGGUGAAAGUACACCUGUGAAAAAGAUGCAUGUACCUUAUUCGAACAAAGUACUCCCAAAGAAUGAUCUUUCGAAUUGGACGUUAUUUGCUGGCACUCAUGUGAUCAUGACAAAACCAACCUCAGGUUCUCAUCAUCAUGAUGACAUCGUGUCGUACUAUCAACACCACUUUCCAAACAAAGUGUUAGCAAUGGUCAUCCAUACAGGAUUUCAAACCACUAAGGGCAGAAUGUUAUUACCCAUCAUAUAUCCCAAACCUAAUAAUUUUAGAUUGUACAGAGAUAGUUUUAAAUUUAUGGGAAUCAUGUCCAUUGCGGGGUUUGUUGGAGUGAUUUUCACAGUUAUCAAUCUUGCAAAAAUUCAUGUUCCAUUGUUGAGAAUUAUUUUGGAAAAUAUUGUGCUGAUUACCAUUGUCGUUCCACCUGCACUGCCCAUUGCCAUUACUACGACUAUAUCUUUUGCUAUAGCACGACUUAAAGAAUCAUGGAGAAUAUUUUGUAUUGCUCCUCAAAGAAUUAGCUUUUCUGGAUUGAUCAAGUUAAUUGUUUUUGACAAGACGAAUACGUUGACGAGUGAUAAUUUGGAUCUUCAUGGUUGUGUGCAAGUAGAGAGCGGAAAAUUUAGUCAUCUUCUUCACACCUUUGAUUAUGGAUCGUUCUUGAGUGUUGGAAUGGCCACCUGUCAUGACUUGUGCAAUAUUACCACUACUGAAGGUGUCACAAAAAUUGUUGGAGAUCCAUUGGACAUGAAAAUCUUCGAAUCAUGCAAAUGGAGAAUCGAAGACAGAAAUAAUGAAUUUAUGACCGUGAUUUCUCCUGAUAACAAACAUUCCUUCUCCAUAUUGAAAAUAUUUCAAUUCAAGUCAUCUCUGCAACGAAUGUCAGUAAUAGCAAUGAAUUUACAAUCAAGGGAAAUAUUCUGCUUUUCGAAAGGCUCCUCAGAAAUGAUUAAGCAACUGUCAAAACCAUCAACCAUACCACACAAUUUUUCACAAACUCUGUACAAGUAUUCUCACAAAGGAUAUCGUGUUAUUUCUAUAGGUUACAGAAAAAUUGCAGACUCUCAACAAGUUCACAUUGUACAUGAAUUUAUUGACAAGCUGGAACGGGAACAAGUAGAGCAAGAUCUCAAUUUCAUUGGUCUCAUUUGUUUGGAGAAUAAGUUGAAAGCUGACACUUCAGGUGUGAUCAAAAAGUUAAUUGCAGCGAAUCUUAGAUCUGUCAUUGCUUCAGGAGAUAAUGCCUAUACUGUUAUUUCAGUAGCCCGAAAGUGUCACAUUUUACCAAGCAACAAAAAAGUUUACCUCAGUGAGCGAUCUUCUGAUGAAUCGGAUGAAGCUUCCUUGAAUUGUAAUGACAAUAUUAUUUGGAGAAAUGUAGACUGCGAGCAAGAUGUCAUCACUUCUGAGCAAAUCAUGAAUGGAGACGAAACAUUUGGAUCCAACGUGGAAUUGGCUGUAACAGGCACUAUUUUUAACAUGAUCUACAAUAGACAUUUACAAGAUUUAGAGCUUGCCAAGCAGCAGCAGUAUGACAUACCAUACGUGAAUAUUCACACUCCAACCCUUCUUCAUCGCUUGAUGAGUUAUUGUCGAAUUUAUUCUCGAUUUUCGCCGAGUGACAAAAUGAAAAUUGUUGAAGAAUUUCAAAAAUUGGAUUAUUAUGUCAUGAUGUGUGGAGAUGGUCAAAACGAUGCCAAAGCUCUCCAAACUGCCAAUGUUGGAGUAUCACUCAGCAGUGAGUCUGAAGCUUCUUUGGCAGCACCUUUCACGAGUUUAAAUCCUAGUAUCAGUUGUGUGAUGGCAAUUAUGAGAGAAGGACGAUCAGCAUUGUGGUCUUCAUUCCAAGUCUUCAAGUACAUGUCCUUGUAUUGCUUAAUUCAAUUCUUUUCCGUGGUCAUUCUAUUUCAAAAGAACACCAAAAUGGCAGAUUUUCAAUAUUUGUAUGUGGACAUGUUUGUGAUAUUGCCAACUAUUUUGUUAAUGACUCGAACAAAAUCGACAAGUACUUUGAAAAAAGUUCGACCUCCAACUUCUCUUAUUUCAAGAUUUGUAAUCAUGAGUUGGAUUGGACAAAUCAUACUAAGCUUUUCAAUGAUUGGAUUUGUUUGGAAUGAAAUUCAUCAAAUCGGUAACAGUAACUCGUGGCUUAAACUAUUAGAUCACCCCUCUGAAGAUGUGACCAAAAAUUAUUGGAGCUAUGAGACAACCAUCAUAUUUUUAACGUCUACAUUUUGCACAUUGAACUGUGCCAUCAGUUUGAGCAUUAGCAAGCCAUUCAAGAAAACCCUUCUGACCGAUAAUUUUUACUUUGUCAUGUGCCUGACCAUUCUUUAUUUAUUUACAUGCUAUUUCACACUGGUUCCAUGUUCGUGGCUUCAGUCUGUGUUGCAAUUGAUGAAAUUGCCCAUGUAUUACAAAGUCAGAAUUAUCAUGUAUGGAUUAUUGCACUUGAUUUUGAGUUAUUCUUUUGAAUUACUAUUAAUUUCAGAACGAUUUAAAAAGUUCGUUAAGCGUGUGAAUAUUAUUGCCGUACUUGCAAUAUUGAGAGCCAUGUUUUCAAAUAUUUCAUUUGUACGAGAUCGAAUAGAAAAGUUAAUAACAACGAAGAGAUCGAGAAGAAGAAAAUACAAGCAGCUCAAUGAGAGACUAGGAUUGAAAGAUCCAAAACAUGGAGCCACGUCUACCAUUAACAACUCUCUUAAAACUGAAUCCAAGGCCUAUUUGCUUCAAGAAGUUGUGUGA